This is a messenger RNA of Dovyalis caffra, 159 nucleotides long. Lineage: Eukaryota; Viridiplantae; Streptophyta; Magnoliopsida; Malpighiales; Salicaceae. The record is from the annotation of a GenBank genome assembly.
AUGCAAAACCAGGAAAAUGUAGAGAGGGUACGUAAUGGGAGGAGCAAAAAAAGGAUUCGAACGAUAUUUAGAUUUCAGGCAAAAGGCUUGAGCAUUCUUCUUCGAAACAAGGAGCCGAUAAUUGGGAAUAGAGCUGGUAAUUGUAGAAGGCCUGCGUGA